Molecule: messenger RNA, 1129 nt
Organism: Sorghum bicolor (sorghum)
Lineage: Eukaryota; Viridiplantae; Streptophyta; Magnoliopsida; Poales; Poaceae
Product: osmotin-like protein
Exons: 1
Coding region: 73-807 (244 amino acids)
Biological process (GO): defense response
Cellular component (GO): extracellular region
Source: RefSeq, a predicted model, not a curated record
CCAGGGUUGCAGUCCUAUCUCCACCGAAACCAUCCGAUUCCUCUCCAAAGCCAAGAAACCGACGAGACCAUCAUGGCUGCUGGCAGCACGGCCAAGACCCUGCUCCUCGGCUUCCUCCUUGCUCUCACGGCGACCUCGACGCCGGCGGCGGCCACCACGCUGACGCUCCACAACCUGUGCCCGUACCCCGUGUGGCCGCUGGUGACCCCGAACACGGGGUUCCCGGCCAUCUCCGAGAACACGGGCCGCCUCGACGGCGGCGGGCGCGGGCUCGUCUCCUUCCGCUUCCCGGACAGCUUCUGGGCGGGCCGCGUGGUGGCGCGCACGGGCUGCAGCAGCAGAUCCGGUUCGCCGCCGUCCUCGUCCUCGUCCGGCUGCGAGACGGGGAGCACGCCGCCGGCGACGGUGGUGCAGCUGGUGGUGCACGCGGAAGGGCAGGACCUGGCGGCGUACAGCGUGAGCCUGGUGGACGGGUUCAACGUGCCCGCCGUGGUGAGCCCGCAGGCAGUGGGCGGCGGGCAGUGCCCGGCCCUGGGGUGCGCGGCGGACCUCAACGGCGGGUGCCCGCGCUCGCAGCGCGUGGUCGGGGCAGGCGGCGGCGUGGUGGCGUGCAAGGGCCCCGCGGCGUACUUCAAGGAGCGGUGCCCGCUGACGCGCACCACGGCCACCGACGUCGAGCCCGUGCCGCAGCGGUGCUUCGCGCCCGGCGAGCUCAAGGUCGUCUUCUGCCAGUCCGCCAUGGUGAACAACAACGACGCCGCCGGCGAGCCCGGGCGCAUCCGCACCGUCGUCGUCGCGGACAACUAGAGCUAGUAGCUAUAUGUGCUAUAGCCGCCGGCCGGUGGUCGGUCACUGAUCAGUUGAAGGGAGGAGAUGCAUGCCGGCCCUCUGGCCAUCUGAUUAGUGUAUAAUAAAGGUAGUUAACUAGGUAAUUAAGCGCGUGUGUCACUAGUAAGACUGUGUAUGUGUAUGUGUAUGUGUGUGUUACUACUUACUAGUAUAAGUUGGCAUUGGCUUCGUUGCCAAGUGUCCGGCCGGCAGGUAUGUUUUCGGGUGGCCACACGUGUUCAUGUCUCUUGUCAUAUGUUAUGUGCAUUGUUGAGUUUAAAAUUAUUGUUUGUUGAUUUAA